AGUCCCCAACUUCCGUUCAAUUUAUCAGUAUUGUCACUUCCGAACCGCUUGCCAUCUGCAAUCUAUAUGGAGGAAAACGACCCGGAUCGGCACUUGCGCAAGAUCUACCAGGUGGUGGGGGUCUCGACCGUCAUCGACGACGUUGCCCAACUGGUCAAGCGAAGGCGUGGCAGCCCGCCGAAGAUCACGAAGGAGCAAGAGCUGCAGCAGCAUCUAGAACGGGCCCGUGAGGCUCGAGCAGGCCGGUUGAACGCAAUUGGACCGAAACAUCGCUUUCUGCUGGAAACAUCCGCACACAUUCUUAAUCUCGACCAGGAAGUUCUCAUCGAAUGUACCGCCGACAGAAAUGAAUACGUUGAGCAGCUGGAUCAGCUGUUCGAAUCCGACGGCAGUAAAUCGGUGCUGGUAUUCUACGGACAGUAUGAUGCCCCGGGCAUGGAAUCAGGUCGGUACAAUCCGAAGCACAAAAGGCAAAAGAUUAUGCAAUCGAUGAUUACCAAUGGAAGCGAUGAGAAGGUAACCGACGUUUGCGUUGGGGCGUUUAGACACAGUAAUGCCAAAACCAUUGAGGUGAAAAGUCUAGGAGAGGACAUAUUUUUCUUAACGAUCAUGAUCCCCGAAAAUUGUUCCAUCAUUUAUACGUUAACCUCACUUGCGGAGAAUGUCAUUAAACCGUCCAUAGACAGCAUCAAGGACUACGGUUACUGCACGGAUUUACAAAAAAGCUACUUUUACCAUGGGGUAGAAACAUUCAUAAAAUUCCUUAAAAGCACCGAGCGAGACAUUUCUGAACGCAUCAUGUUCGAGGUGGACCAUAAUCUGUACAAGGGUUUCCUGUUGACACUCGUUCAAAUCAAGGAAUCGGCACGCGAUCGCAACAGGGUUUACACGGCGGAGCGUGCUUUUGCCCGAUGGAUGCGACAGGUGCAAUUCGCGCUGACUCAGGGCGAUCAAAUUCGUCGUGAUCCCUACGAUGUCGGACCACUGCACGAGUUGGAGUACUGGCGCAGUAUGCUUACCAAGUACACAUCGAUAGCUGAGUUCAUCGAAUCUCGACCUUUCCUAAACUACCAGCUUUGCCUGAAGCUAUCGCGUUCGAAGCUGUUGAAGAAAUGGUAUAUCAUGGACAAAGAAGUGACGUGCAAGCUGAACGAAUCUCGAGAUAAUGUGAAGUACAUAAGUGCAAUUGAGAGAUUUUGGGAUCCACUGUACCGUUGUGAUCCAGAAGAGGUCGCAAUGCACAUUGCUAGCUUGUUGACUAUCAUUAGACAAGUGUACAAAACAUCGAACUUUUACAAUACAUCGGAAAGAAUUACCGGACUUCUCUCGAAGGUCACUAAUCAGAUCAUAAUGAAUUGCCAACAGUAUCUCACCUGCCGUAGGAAGAAGACCAUCUAUGAGCAAAAAAGGGAAGAUGUUUUGGAAAAGAUUCGCGUGUGCAAAGAUUUGGAUAUGAUCUACAGAUUUCAUUACUACAAAACCAUAAACGACAUGGAGGAAAGCCCCGAUGAAACUCCCUGGGAUUGCUCGGAUAUGUACAUUUUCGGGAAAAUGGAUACCUUCAACGUACGACUAGACAAGAUACAGACCAUUAUGGAGCUGGUUAUCAAAUAUGAGGUUAUAGAUCGAGUCGGUAUUUCCGGAACGGAAGUUUUUUCCAAUCGCAUCAAAAAGGCGUACGAUGUCAUCGCCUCGAAAACCUACGAUCCGCUGGUGCAUCGUCAACAUCAGUUCGACGAAGAUAAUGAGAUUUUUUUAAAAGAAGUUGAAGCAGCUGAAAUUGGGCUGCAGAAGUUUGCCAAAGAAAUGCUGGCUGACAUUCCUACCAUCGAAAGUCGCCUUUUGGUGUUGAAUCGCUUCGAAAAUCUUCAGUUGGAUUGCCUAUGCUUGGAUCGACGCUACCUCGAUAUUGCCGUCAUGCUGGAAAAGCAGAUUUUCGAAACUAAAGACUACUACAACGAGAACCGGGCGCAGCCACCAAUCAUCUGGUGUGUCCCGAACAGCGUGGGGAGAAUUAUGUGGGCACGAUUUCUGUUUCGCAAAAUGGAUGACACCAUCAAAGUGAUUAAAACGCGUGGUUGCGUCAUCCAACACAAGAAAGCGCAGCUUUGUGUUAAGUACUAUAACUUUUUAUGUGAGGUGUUGUUGCACUACGAAAUGCUCCAUCAUCGAGCCUGGUGGGAUUAUGUUGACCAAGCGAAAGAAAAACUGGAAGCCCCAAUUUAUCGGAAAAAUGUCGACACCAAUUGGCUGGAGGUGAAUUUUCACCCGUACUUGCGACAGAUCAUAAAGGAAACAGAAACGGUCCUGAAAUGGGGACUUGCGGCACCGGAUCUCGGUGUGCUGCUGGUUUUGCAGAAGGAUAAUUUGUAUAACGCAUUCGAACGGGUAAAAAAUUUGCUGGCCAGGAACAACCGGUUGAGGUUAAGCAUACCGCAGAUAUUUCUGCCCCUGAUGAGGACCAUGCUGAUAAAGUUGGAAGAUGUGUUUCUUCCGGGACUGACGGUAAUAACGUGGAUGUCUAUGAAUUUGAAGCAAUACUUGGAUCAAAUUGAGAAGGUAAUUACGCGAGUAGAGAUAUUCGUUAAGGAUGUGAAUGACAUUCGAGAAGCUCGAAUCGAGGAUAUUCUUUACUCUUUUGCUAAUACCGACUUGCUCGUCCUACCCAUAGAACCUGUAACACCAUCGAAUUUCGCCGAUAUGAACAUCAAAUAUAGACAAACGAUAGAAAAAUACCUAGAAAAGAAGUCGCAAGCUAUGGAAAAUGCUACGAUUGAGUUGAUCAACAAGUUCGUGGAAAACAUCGACGUCGCGGAUUAUGACGAAAAAGGUAAUCGAAAGUUUCAACUUCCGCUAGAGCAGCACACGGAAGAAAACCACCGUCGCGAAGAAGCGCUCCCUAUAGACAAAUACGAUUGGGUUAGUUUCGAUAAAAUUUACAAAGCGUUGGCGUACCCAUCUUCGGAAGCUCACCGGAAAGCUUUGUUUCAAGACUAUACUGGUUUGAAUUACGACGUCACUCUUCUCCACAUUGACUGCAUGGAGCUGUUCGCCUAUUUCAACCAUCGUAUCAUAGCUAUCUUCGUACGCAUGGUCAAAACAUCACUCGAAAAACUACGACAACGUAUCAAGCUGGUUAACCUACAGAUGAACAAAGCAGCUGCUUUACGUGAAAUCAAUCCACUACUAAUAACCGACAUGCUACUGCAGGAAGAGUCUUGCGUCAUAGUGCCUUCCCUAGAAGGAAUUCAAGGCAGCUUCCAACGGGUCAUUAUCAACGUUGUGGAAACAUUCUACGCCGUGUCUACUUGGGGACGACAGGCGAAAACUGAAGCCCGUAAGCUUCGACGCCCGGUGCUAGACGAGGUUCGUCACGAGCGAUCAUGGUUCAAAACUAUCUCAAGCCAUAAGGAAGUAUCGCGAUUUAUUCACGAAUUUGAUGGCGGGCUGUUGCUGGUGCAACCGGACGUUGACGCACAGCUUGGAGCCCUGUACAACCAUUACGAAUAUAUGUGGAAAAGCGAUCUUUUUAAAGUACUUUUGGAACAGAAACCAGCGUUGUUUGAAAAGAUUCAACACGACCUGGACACCGUUGUGUUUGCAGCUCAAGUGGGCCCAAUCGUAAUCCAGCUUAAUCCGGUGAUUAAAGCCGUUUUGAUGAAGUUGCUAGAGUUUUACAACAAGAGAAUUUUGGAGAUUACCAAUUUCAUCACUGAGCACGACUCGAUACUGAAGCGAACAUUAAAGGAUCUGGACGAUAUCAAAAUGGCGAUGGAAUGUCUGAAGUUGGUUCAGGAUAAUUUCACCUUCAUUGACGUUGAUUUGGGAUUUAUUGAGGCCACUUACAACACACUAGCAGAAUUCGAUUUAGGAAUAACCAAAGAGGACAUUGAUCACGUGUACGGAUUGCGGGAUAGUUUCAAAGGCAUGGGUAAGAAGGUUGAACAGGUAGAGAAUGACAUCAUCGCACUUCAAGUGCCUUUGCAACGGGAACUUGCUGAAGGGGUGGCCGAAUUCGUGGAGGAAAUCGCUGAGUUUGAUAGUGAGUUCGAAACCAAGGGACCUAUGGAGGAAGGUAUUUCCGCCAAAGAGGCUAGCGAUAGAGUGCUUAUGUUUCAAGGACGGUUUGAUGAGUUGUGGCGUAAGUUUGAGAUGUAUGCCAGUGGAGAGGCAUUCUUGGGUCUCAAAGUCAAUGAUUACCCCGUUCUUCAUAAGCGCAAGAAAGAGUUCAAUCUGCUGAAUAAACUAUACUCGUUAUAUUUGCAAGUGAUGCGCAGUAUUGACGAGUACUAUGACACACCAUGGGCUGACGUAGACAUCGAGAAGAUCAAUACCGAGUUGACCGACUUCCAGAAUCGCUGCCGAAAACUCCCGAAAGCAAUGAAGGACUGGUUGGCUUACAUUGAUCUGAAGAAAAAGAUCGACGAUUUCAACGACAGCUGCCCCUUGCUUGAGCUGAUGUGUAACAACGCUAUGAAGGAUCGCCAUUGGGAGAAACUGGAGAAGCUUUUAGGCUGCAAGUUAGAGGUGGAGUCCCCAGAUUUCACAUUAGGCCAUGUCAUGGAAGCUCCCCUACUGGAAAACAAGGAUGACAUCGAAGAUAUCUGCAUAGGAGCGGUAAAAGAAAAUGACAUCGACACCAAGUUGCGACAGGUCAUUGCUGAGUGGUCCGCCGUGAGCCUGCAGUUUGCCAAUUUCAAAAAUCGUGGUGAGCUGCUAAUAAAACCAACGGAAACAAUCGAGGUUAUAUCACUACUAGAAGACAGCAUCAUGAUCGUCAAUUCGUUGGCAUCGAAUCGGUUCAAUGCACAUUUUAAGAAAGAAAUUAUGGUUUGGCUGCAUAAGCUCGUGAAUACUGGAGAAAUAUUGGAAAAGUGGUUACAGGUACAAAACUUAUGGAUUUAUCUGGAGGCCGUUUUCGUUGGUGGUGACAUCUCGAAGCAACUUCCGCAAGAUGCUAAGCGUUUCGCCGGUAUUGAUAAGACCUGGGUCCGGAUAAUGUACAGAGCUAGGGAUAAUCCGAAUGCCGUUGAGUGCUGCACCGGGGAAGAUACAAUGUCGUAUACGUUGACCGCCCUAUUGCAACAGUUGGAGUCAUGCCAGAAGUCACUGACAGGUUACUUGGAAUCCAAGAGACUGUUAUUCCCACGAUUCUUCUUCAUCUCAGAUCCUGUGCUGCUUGAGAUUUUAGGGCAAAGCUCGGAUCCAACGUCGAUUCAGGCCCAUCUGCUCAGCAUUUUCGACGCAGUGGCGAAAGUGGAAUUUGAGGAGAAAACGUUUGGAAAGAUCAUUUCCUUGUUUUCGGAUAACGGAGAAAAAGUUCCACUCAACCGACCAGUGUUCUGUACAGGCGGCGUUGAGCUGUGGCUCGAUCGAUUACUAGUGGAAAUGCAGGAUACAAUUCGGGACAUUCUGGCGACUAUGGCGCAGUGUUUGGGUAGUCCGGACUUUGAGUUUAUCAGUGGAUUCCAAGGCUUCUGCGGACAAGCUGGAUUAGUGGGCGUUCAACUUCUGUGGACUCGAGACGCGGAAAUCGCACUUCGAAAAUGUCGAACCGAUAAGAAUAUAAUGCGAAAAACGAAUCAACGAUUUUUAGAUCUGCUCAAUAGCCUAAUCGAACUGACAGUGAAAGAUCUUACAAAAUUGGAACGGAUUCGUUUUGAGACUAUGGUAACUAUCCAUGUUCAUCAGAGAGAUAUCUUCGAUGAUCUGGUGAGAUUUAAAAUCCGAACGCCAUUGGAUUUUGAGUGGCAGAAACAAGCGCGGUUUUAUUAUAUUGAGGAGACGGAUGAUGUGAUCGUCAAAAUCACCGAUGUCGAUUUCAUCUACCAGAACGAAUACCUAGGAGUAACGGAACGGUUGGCGAUCACCCCACUAACGGAUCGAUGCUACAUUACGCUUGCACAAGCUAUCGGGAUGUCUAUGGGAGGUGCCCCGGCUGGUCCAGCGGGAACGGGAAAAACUGAAACUACCAAGGACAUGGGACGCGCUCUCGGUAAACUGGUGGUAGUGUUCAAUUGUUCAGACCAGAUGGAUUUCCGAGGGUUGGGAAGAAUUUACAAGGGUUUGGCACAAUCUGGCUCAUGGGGAUGCUUUGAUGAGUUCAAUCGAAUAGAGCUUCCUGUGCUUUCGGUUGCUGCUCAGCAAAUUUACAUUGUUUUAACUGCUAGAAAGGAGAAGCGAAAGGAAUUCAUUUUUAGCGACGGAGACACGGUGUCUCUUAACCCAGAAUUUGGACUUUUCAUCACAAUGAAUCCCGGUUAUGCGGGCAGACAGGAACUGCCGGAAAACUUGAAAAUUAUGUUUCGAUCCGUAGCAAUGAUGGUUCCAGACCGACAAAUUAUUAUGCGUGUCAAGCUGGCCAGCUGUGGUUUCAAGGAAAAUGUAAUUCUAGCCCGGAAGUUCUUCACACUAUACAAGCUGUGCGAAGAGCAACUGUCCAAACAGGUUCACUACGAUUUCGGCCUGCGGAACAUUCUUUCGGUCCUACGUACCUUAGGGGCCCAGAAGCGUGCGAAUCCCAAUGACACAGAAGAAACAAUUGUGAUGCGAGUUCUACGAGAUAUGAACGUUUCCAAGCUGGUGGAUGAAGAUGAACCGUUAUUUAUCUCCUUGAUUGAAGACCUUUUCCCCGGAAUUAAGCUGAGUACAUCAAGCUACAAGGAUCUACAGAAAGCAAUCGCUAAUAGUGCGGAAGCACUUGGCUUGAUCAACCACCCAGAAUGGAACCUAAAAGUGAUUCAACUCUACGAAACAUCCCUCGUGCGACAUGGUUUAAUGACUCUAGGACCAACAGGAGCCGGCAAGACACGCUGUAUUCAUACCCUGCUCAAAAGUUUCACCGAGCUAGGACUACCCCACAAAGAGAUUCGAAUGAAUCCGAAGGCUAUCACAGCUCCGCAAAUGUUUGGCCGGCUCGAUGUGGCCACCAAUGACUGGACCGAUGGGAUUUUCUCCACUUUGUGGCGUAGGACAUUGAAAAUCAAAAAGACGGAGUUCGUUUGGCUCAUACUAGAUGGACCAGUGGAUGCUGUGUGGAUUGAAAACUUAAACUCGGUACUGGAUGAUAACAAGACGCUGACACUAGCCAACGGUGAUCGCAUAACAAUGGCUGCGAACGCCAAGCUGGUGUUUGAACCGGAUAAUGUGGAUAAUGCGUCCCCUGCUACUGUUAGCCGUAUGGGAAUGGUCUUCAUGAGUGCUUCCGUACUCAAGUGGGAGCCUAUUCUGAACGGAUGGUUAAAAACGAAGCCGAGUGAUAUCGGCGAUACCUUGAGGAAGUUCUUCCAUAAAAUUUACGACGAUUUGCACAGUUUUGUGCAGACGAAACUAGCGGCAAAGAUGAAAAUUCUAGAGGCCAUUUACAUUCGACAAUGUUGUGAUAUUCUAGAAGGUUUAAUAACUCCCAAAGAAGAAGAUGCUUCGAUCGAGCUCUCUGACAAACAUUUGGAGCGGUUGUUCUUGUUUUCACUCAUGUGGUCCUUGGGAGCUGUUCUGGAGCUGGAAGAUCGAGAAAAGAUGGGAGAGUUUAUCGCUAAGCAUCCAUCUAAGAUGAAGUGGCCAAAGCUCCAACCAGGCGAAACGAUAUUCGAAUACCUCGUGAAUUCUCAAGGUAGCUGGCAGCACUGGAACAAUCAAGUUGAGGAGUACAUUUAUCCGAGUGAUAGUGUUCCGGAGUACGCGAGUAUUUUAGUUCCGAACGUGGAUAACGUUCGAACCGCAUAUUUAAUCGACCUUAUUGCGAAGCAGUCUAAAGCGGUGCUCCUGAUUGGGGAACAGGGCACUGGUAAAACCGUAAUGAUCAAAGGUUACAUGCUCAACUACGACCCAGAAUUUCAUCUAUCAAAGAGCUUCAACUUCUCAUCCGCUACUACUCCUAACAUGUUCCAACGAAUUAUUGAAUCAUACGUAGAAAAGCGAGUAGGAACUACCUAUGGACCACCUCAGCAGCGACGUAUGUCAAUAUUCAUCGAUGACAUCAACAUGCCAGUGGUGAACGAAUGGGGCGACCAGGUUACCAACGAAAUCGUACGACAACUGAUGGAGAAUACCGGUUUCUAUUCACUGGAUAAACCCGGUGAUUUCCUAACCAUACUGGAUAUCCAACUGCUAGCUGCUAUGAUACAUCCAGGAGGCGGGCGGAACGAUAUUCCACCCCGUUUGAAGAGACAAUUCUGUGUGUUCAACUGUGCGAUUCCGAGUGACAAAUCGAUGGAUAAAAUUUUCGGCGUUCUCGGUGAAGGUUACUUUUGCGAAUCGAGAUUCAUCACCCCGAUUGUAAAUUUUAUUCCGCAACUAAUUCCUUUGACCAGGAAACUGUGGCAGGCCACGAAGGCGAAAAUGUUGCCAACUCCGGCCAAAUUCCACUACGUUUUUAAUCUUAGGGAUUUAUCUCGAAUCUGGCAGGGAAUGCUCACAAUCAAAUCCGAGGAGUGCCAAACAAUCAAGACGGUUAUAAAUCUUUGGCGUCAUGAAUGUAUUCGGGUUAUAGCUGAUCGAUGCACCAACUUUCCGGAUCGCAUCUGGUUCGUGAGCAAAAUGCGUGAACUUGCUGAAGAAUUGUUGGAAGCAUUAGAUAUCGAACACUACGAGGAAGAGGAAACCUUUUUUGUGGAUUUUCUUCGUGAUGCUCCAGACCCAACCGGAGAGGAGGGAGAAGAUGUCAGUUUGGAACCACCGAAGCUGUAUGAAGAGAUUCCAAGCUUCGAGGAAACUACUGCUCGUGUUAAAAUGUUUAUGGAACAAUUUAACGAGCAAAUUCGGGGAGCAGCCAUGGAUUUAGUGUUCUUCCGCGAUGCUUUAAUUCAUCUAAUGAUCAUUUCCAGAAUCAUUAGGACACCGAGAGGAAACGCUCUGCUGGUCGGUGUCGGGGGCUCCGGCAAGCAGAGUUUAACCAGACUAGCUUCGUUCAUCGCUGGUUACAAAAUCUAUCAGAUAACCUUGACGAAAUCGUACAACAUCAACAACCUUCUGGAUGACCUCCGAUAUCUCUACCGCGUGGCAGGUUUUGAGGGUCAAGGAAUAACUUUCAUUUUUACCGACAACGACAUCAAAGACGAAGGCUUUCUAGAGUACAUCAAUAACGUACUGAGUUCCGGUGAAAUCGCAAAUCUUUUCCCGAAAGAUGAUCUUGAUCAAAUCACCAACGAACUCAUACCUGUCAUGAAAAAGGUUGCACCAAAACGAAUUCCAACGCAAGACAACUUAUAUGAGUUCUUCAUAUCCCGGGCCCGAGCCAAUUUGCACAUUGUCCUAUGCUUCUCACCAGUGGGUGAAAAAUUCCGCAAUCGGUCGCUCAAAUUUCCCGGUUUGAUAUCAGGUUGCACCAUCGAUUGGUUCCAGAGGUGGCCGGAGGAUGCGCUGAUAGCAGUUUCGAAUCACUUCCUUAAAGACUACAGUAUAGUUUGCAAGCCGGAGGUCAAGCGGGAGCUGAUCGAAAUAAUGGCAUUCGUCCAGGACAGGGUAGCCGAGGUUUGCUUGGAGUAUUUUGAGAGAUUCAGACGUCAGGCGCACGUUACACCCAAGUCGUUCCUUUCCUUUCUGGAAGGCUACAAAGUGAUCUACAAAGAAAAGCACGACAAUAUUGCGGUGCUUGCCAGUAGAAUGCAAACGGGUUUAGUGAAGCUGAUAGAAGCUGCCGCCUCGGUUGAUGUUCUUAGAGUGGAGUUAGAAGAAAAAGAGAAGGACAUCAUAUUGGCAACUCAAGCUGCGGAGAUUGUUCUCGCAUCCGUAACGAAGUCACAAAAUGAUGCAGAAAUCGUCAAAGCAGAAGUGCUGGUCGUAAAAAACAAAGCGGACGUUCUUGUGGAACAGAUUGCCGCGGAAACGGCGGUGGCAGAAGAAAAGUUGGAGGCUGCCCGUCCUGCACUAGAGGCUGCUGAAGCUGCGCUGAAGACCGUUACUCCGGCCGAUAUAGCUACCGUUCGAAAGCUUGGCAAACCUCCCUAUCUGAUCACGUUGAUUAUGGACGUCGUGUUAAUUUUGUUCAGAAGACGAAUGGCUGCAGUGAAACCAGAUCCCGAACGACAGUUUAUGUUCGCCUCUUGGGAUGCAUCACUAAAGGUCAUGGCAGACACCGGAUUUCUCAACAAAAUAGUCCGCUAUCAAGCGGACUUGAUCAACGCAGAAACCGUAGAUUUAAUGAUUCCUUACUUCAAAUAUCCAAUGUAUACCUUCGAGGCGGCCAAGGCAGCUUGUGGUAAUGUGGCAGGUUUACUCCAGUGGACUACAGCUAUGGCGAAGUUCUACGACGUCAACAAAGAUGUCCUGCCGCUGAAGGCAAAUCUAGCAAGACAGCAGAAAAAGCUCGACAUCGCUACAGUACAACGGCAAGAAGCUGAACAACUGUUACAAGCUAAGGAAGCUGAGCUAGAACUAGUCCAGAAGGAGUUCAAUGAAGCUAUGGCUAAAAAGCAAGCAGUAUUAGAUGAUGCCAAGGUUUGUCAAGAUAAAAUGGACGCUGCUUCAGCUUUGAUCAACGGAUUAGCAGACGAACGGAUUCGGUGGACAGAACAGUUAUCACAAUUCAAAAGUGAAACUGAUCGUCUCGUGGGGGAUGUGCUGAUUUUGACAGGCUUCCUCUCGUACACUGGUCCAUUUAACCAAGAGUAUCGAAUGAUUCUUCAAAAGGUCUGGCAACAAGAACUACAGAAUCGAAAGAUCCCAGUUUCACUGAACAUAAACAUAAUGGAAAAUCUGACCGAUGAUGCCACAGUUGGAGAGUGGAAUUUGCAGGGGUUACCAAACGAUGAGUUAUCGGUUCAGAACGGUAUCAUCGUAACCAAGGCCGCACGGUAUCCUCUUCUGAUUGACCCUCAAUCUCAGGGCAAAAUUUGGAUCAAACACAAAGAAAAAGAAUUCGGAUUGAUCGUGACCUCGCUGGAGCAUCGUUUCUUCCGAAACCACAUCGAAGAUUGUGUGUCCCAGGGCAUUCCUUUACUGAUUGAAGAUGUUGGCGAAGAGUUAGACCCCAUACUGGACAACAUUUUGGAGAAGAAUUUCAUUAAGAUGGGUAACACGUUCAAGGUGAAAGUCGGUGACAAAGAAGUCGAUGUUCAUUCGGACUUUCGUCUGUACAUUACAACUAAGCUACCGAAUCCGGUGUACACUCCAGAAAUUUCAGCCCGAACAUCCAUCAUUGACUUUACGGUUACGAUAAAGGGUUUGGAAGAUCAGCUUCUUGGUCGAGUUAUUUUGACUGAGAAGAAAGAGCUAGAGUCCGAGCGAACAAACCUGAUUAAGGAUGUUACCGCCAACCGUAGGAAAAUGCAGGAACUAGAGGCUAACCUUCUGCACAAACUGUCGACUACUCAAGGAAGUUUAGUUGACGAUGUAACGGUGAUUAUUGUUUUGAACACUAGUAAAACUACCUCAAUUGAGGUUCGUGAAAAAUUGAAGAUUGCACGAGAAACAGAAAUCAAAAUUAAUAAAGCCCGUGAAGAGUACCGUCCAGUUGCAACAAGAGGGAGCGUGUUGUAUUUCUUGAUUUGCAGCAUGUCGAUGGUGAACUGUAUGUAUCAGACUUCGCUGGUACAAUUUUUGGAACGUUUUGACAUAUCGAUGGCUCGAUCUGAUAAGCACAUUGUAACAUCGCGAAGGAUUAACAACAUCAUAGAAUUCCUUACCUACAACGUUUCCCAAUAUAUCUGUAGAGGUUUGUACGAAGUGCACAAAUACCUGUUUGUGCUUCUGAUGGCUUUGAAUAUUGAUCUGGAAAGGAAAAAAAUCACUCAUCCAGAGUUUCAAACAUUCAUCAAAGGUGGUGCCGCACUGGACAUAAACACUUGUCCUGAGAAACCGUACAAAUGGAUCGUCGACACGGCGUGGUUGAAUCUGGUCCAGCUGUCCUCGCUUCAUCAGUUCAAUGAAAUCGUCGAACAUGUGCAGUUCAAUGAAAAGGGAUGGAAAAGCUGGUUCUCGAAAGAAGCUCCCGAAGAAGAGGUAAUACCGGAUGGUUACCACAGUAUGGACGCAUUUCGAAAGCUAUUACUGAUUCGGGCAUGGUGUCCCGAUCGGACACUGUCCCAGAGCAGAAAGUAUCUGGCUAUGUCGUUGGGACAGCGAUUUGCGGAUCCGGUUAUAAUUAAUUAUGAUUUGAUGCUGGAAGAAAGCAGACCCUUGACCCCAUUAGUAUGUUUUCUUUCUAUGGGUUCGGAUCCUACCCCCAGUAUUGAAGCAUUGGCUAAGAAAAAUGCUUUUAAAUGUCGGUCCAUUUCGAUGGGACAAGGUCAGGAAGUGCACGCCAGGAAAUUGAUUGCCACAUCUUUGGAAGAAGGUUCGUGGGUGUUACUACAAAACUGUCACCUGGGACUGGAAUACGUCACCGAACUGAUGCUGCUAAUUAUGGAAAUGGAAAAAACGGGAACGGGCUUCCAUCCAGACUUCCGGGUGUGGGUUACCACUGAACCUCAUCCGCAAUUUCCAAUCACGUUCCUUCAGAUGUCAAUCAAAUUUACGAACGAGCCUCCCUCAGGAGUGAAAGCAGGACUGAAGCGAACCUAUGGUUCAAUGACGAUCGAAAUGUUUGAAUACAGUGAGUCGCCAUUUUAUGUGCCGCUCAUUUUCGCCAUCUCCUUUCUACACACCGUGGUUCAGGAACGUCGAAAAUUCGGCCCUUUAGGAUGGAACAUUCCGUACGAGUUUAAUUCGGCCGAUUGGCUAGCAAGCUGUAUGUUUGUUCAGAAUCAUCUAGACGAUUUGGAUCCAAAGCGAGGAAUCAGCUGGAAAACGGUUCGUUAUAUGUUGGGAGAGGUUCAGUAUGGCGGACGGGUUACCGAUGACUAUGACAAACGACUGCUGAACACAUUUGCCAAGGUUUGGUUCUCCGAUAUGAUGUUCUUCGACGAGUUCCGCUUCUUCCGAGAGUAUAGGAUAAUGAAAUUCAAAUUCCUAGAAGAGUACAUGGAAGCGAUCGAGCAGAUGUCACUAGUAGACCCACCGCAAGUGUACGGGCUUCACGCUAAUGCAGAUAUUACGUAUCAGAGCAACACGACAACUGAGAUUUUGGAUACGAUCGUGUCUAUUCAACCGAAAGAGUCUGCCGGCGGUGGUGGAGAAACUCGAGAAGCAACCGUAGCACGGUUGGUCCAUGAUAUGUUGUCCAAAGUCCCGGUACCGUAUGACCAAUAUGCGGUUAAAGAACGUCUGAAGAUUAUGGGUCAUUUGAGCUCAAUGAACAUAUUUCUUCGUCAGGAAAUUGAUCGAAUUCAAAAGAUCAUUCUUCUCGUACGAACAACUCUGAAGGACCUUCUGUUGGCAAUUGAUGGCAUCAUCAUAAUGAACGAGCAGCUUCGCGAUGCACUGGACAAUAUCUAUGACGCAAGAGUACCGGAAAUUUGGAAACGUGGCAGUUGGGCUUCUGCUUCUCUCGGAUUUUGGUUCACAGAGCUAAUCGAACGGAACAACCAGUUUUACACGUGGUGUUUCAAGGGUCGUCCAGUCAUGUUCUGGAUGACAGGUUUCUUCAAUCCUCAAGGUUUUCUAACUGCAAUGCGACAGGAGGUGGCUCGAGCUCAUAAAGGCUGGGCUCUGGACGUUGUGACACUACACAAUGAUGUGACUAAAAUGCUGGCGGAGGAAUGUAAGCAACCUCCGAACGAAGGCGUGUAUGUUUACGGCCUGUAUCUAGACGGCGCCGGAUGGGAUCGGAAGAAUAAUCGACUCCAAGAAUCAAUCAACAAAGUGUUGUACACUGCAAUGCCUGUUAUACAUAUUUAUGCUAUCAACUCAACGGCAGGAAAGGAUCCAAAGUUGUACGAGUGCCCUGUGUACAAGAAGGCCAACCGAACCGACCUGAAUUACAUCACGCCACUCUGGCUACCAACCUUCAAAUCACCCGAUCAUUGGAUACUGCGCGGAGUUGCCCUGCUGUGUGAUAUUAAAUAAAUCGUGCAUCAUCUGGUGAUGGCUUUCUUACGUUUUGUUAUAUUAACUACACAAUAAUAAAUCCCGUUAGCGUUCUAAAAAUAUCGUUCCACAGAUUGCAGUUACGUGUAGAUUUUAGAACAUUUACAAUCUAGACAAUGAAAAUGGAUUGCACGUGUUGUAGCGUUGCUACAUUUGUGCAAACAGCAAUGAUCCGACUCGGUAAUGCAAAGCGCUGUACAAAAAAGUGACGAUCGACUUACUCUCGCCCUAGCACAUGGCCGCGACCCCAGGAAUGCCUUGAAAAUAUUCCAUUACCUUGCGUUUGCUGCUGUUGCUGUUGCUGCUGCUGGGGGUUUACAGCUCGCUGACCAACUGGAGGAAAUCCAAACCCAUGCGUGCCGCCCGUAACAUCCGGGAAGAAUCGUUUG
Wyeomyia smithii (pitcher-plant mosquito) is the source of this 14294-nucleotide messenger RNA. It is a transcript of the gene kl-3, whose product is annotated as dynein axonemal heavy chain 8. Bases 67 to 13884 code for a protein of 4605 amino acids. The record is from RefSeq and is a predicted model, not a curated record. Gene Ontology annotation, biological process: microtubule-based movement. Gene Ontology annotation, cellular component: dynein complex. The transcript is spliced from 15 exons. Lineage: Eukaryota; Metazoa; Arthropoda; Insecta; Diptera; Culicidae. Gene Ontology annotation, molecular function: dynein intermediate chain binding; ATP binding; dynein light intermediate chain binding.